AAUCUCGUGUCACAAACACACACUGUCUUGUAACUGUUGCUGUAAUUUAACAUACAUCAACUAAACUAAAAUGUUAUUACCUUAUAGAAAAUUUGGCACACACAAAAAAAUGGUCGACUAACGCUGAUAGAAAGAUGUCAAAUGAUCCCCCAAAUCUUUCUCUCAUGUUCAUCAGUUACCCCACUUGAUAGCAGAUUUUCUGGAUAUAGGAAUCAAGACUGAAUAGGGUCAGAAGUAGUUUAAAUACAUGAUCCUCAUAUGUUGCCUACCAGUUAUUCCAUUUAAACAAUAUAUAUAUUUACUGUGUAAUACAUGUUCAUUUAUUACAAAUGUUUGUACCUUGCAUUUUGCAUAUUUUGAGGGAAUUUAAAGACUUGCCUUAGAUAUAGAUGUGUGAUCACAUGCAAUUACACAUUAAAUACGUAUUGAUGUAGAGUCAGAAGCUGCUUGCCGUUAAUUGCAGUGAUUAUUUUAUUAAGCAGCCUAAAUAUUAUCUAUAUAAAUGGUAAUUCUCUCUUUACAUAAAUCUCUACCUUCUUUACGUCACUGAACCAAAUUGUAUAAGAACCGAUCACGUGGGGCCACGUGUAAGGUCCGUGUAGGCUACAUUUGAACCGUUUCAGGGUUUUGGGAAACACUUUCGUAAGCACACUGAUCAUUAUAGCUCCUCCCUUGGUGAUCUUCUGUCGAGUGGCGAGUAUAUAUACAGACAGUAAUAAGAGAUGGACAUGAUGCUCUAUUUCUUGACUCCGCAUCUGUCACGCAUUGUCUUUCAAUUCAUAAGAUGUCGUAUGUUGCAAUCACCGGGAAGACACAUGUGGAAGAGCCACUGCAAUGCCACAAUAUUGCUUUGGUAAAGAAUAACGAGUUUCAUUUAGUUCAAGUCAAUGGUACAUGGAAACGCAAAACGGUAAAGAAUUUGAAUAAAAACUUGAAAGGUCGAGUAUCAGCUGCCAAAAUCUAUGAGAGCACCACGGAGCAAGGCACCUCCUGGACAGUGAUCAGUCCCAUCGUCUUCACCUACAAGGUGAUUGAGUCCCUGGGCCUGCUGGACCCCAGCAACGACACCCUGCUCCUGGGCCACAUCAGGGACCCCCAGCAGCAGGAGGCCCUGAGGAGCAGCAUCAGCACCAAGCCCCUGAGGCGCUUCGUGGUCAUGGACCAGACCGUCUACAACCUCUAUGGCUGCCAGCUCACAGACUACUUUGAGGCUCGUAAUGUUCUCUACAGGAUCCUGCCCUUGACCACCACAGAGGAAAACAAGUCCAUGGAGCUGGUGAUGAAGAUCCUGGAGGAGGUCCAUAAGUUCUCCCUGGACAGACGCACAGAGCCCAUUAUUGCUAUUGGUGGAGGGGUCUGCCUGGACAUCGUGGGCCUGGCGGCUUCCCUCUACAGGAGACGCACCCCCUACAUCCGUGUCCCUACCACCCUCCUCUCCUAUGUCGACGCCAGCGUGGGGGCAAAGACUGGGGUGAACUUUGCCAACUGUAAAAAUAAGCUGGGUGGCUACAUCCCCCCAGUGGCUGCUUUCCUAGACCUGUCCUUCAUUCAAACAGUUUCCCGAAGACACAUCUCCAAUGGGCUGGCCGAAAUGUUAAAGAUGGCCUUGAUGAAACACAGAGGUCUCUUUGAGCUGUUGGAGACCCACGGUCCGUUCCUGUUGGACUCCAAGUUCCAGUCUGACAGCGGUCUUCAUGGGGACAACAAAGACGCUGCCUCCGUGUCCACGCGCGUGGCCAUAGAAGCCAUGCUAGAGGAGCUGGCCCCCAACCUGUGGGAGGACGAUUUGGACAGACUGGUAGACUUUGGUCACAUUAUCAGCCCAGAGCUGGAAAUGAAGGUGCUCCCAUCCUUGCUGCACGGAGAGGCGGUCAACAUCGAUAUGUCCUACAUGGUGUAUGUGGCCCAUGAGAGAGGCCUCAUGACAGAGGAAGAAAAGCUGCGGAUUAUAGGCUGCAUGGUGGGGCUGGAGCUGCCUGUGUGGCAUCAGGACGUUACUUUGGCACUGGUGCAGCACUCACUUUGUGAGAGGCUGAAUCACUCUGGUGGACUGGUCAGGAUGCCUCUACCCAUUGGCCUAGGGCACGCAGAGAUCUUCAAUGACACGGGUGAUGAAAGCCUGUACAGAGCGUUUGAGAAGUGGUGUGAUGAGCAGCGACUGCAGUGACCUGAACUGGUCCAAAGACUUUGUAUUGCUGUACAUGAUUUAUGUUGAAUGAUUGAAAUGAUUGGAACAAGGAUGUAUCAUUUCUGCAUGACACAUUGGCACAGAUAUCUGGAAUGCUCAACCAUUUUUACAUAGUUGUAGAUGAUAUUUGUUGGUGCUGUUGAUUUUUCAGAUUGACUUGAUUUGAUUGGAAAUAGCAUAUCCUGUCUUGUCAUAUUGAACAAAAUCAACCUCACAGUUGUACUACUAUUUUACGAAAAGGGAUUUUCAUCAAAACUGUAUGUUUUAUGACUUUGUAUUGCAAUUGAUGUUUUUGAUGUCACUUUUUCUUCACCAUUAAAUCAUUUUUAAGAACUUAA
Oncorhynchus tshawytscha (Chinook salmon) is the source of this 2526-nucleotide messenger RNA. It is a transcript of the gene eevs, whose product is annotated as 2-epi-5-epi-valiolone synthase. The coding region runs from base 785 to 2167 and encodes 460 amino acids. The transcript has 5 exons. NCBI's taxonomy places the organism in Eukaryota, Metazoa, Chordata, Actinopteri, Salmoniformes, Salmonidae. Gene Ontology annotation, molecular function: 3-dehydroquinate synthase activity. Gene Ontology annotation, biological process: antibiotic biosynthetic process. The record is from RefSeq and is a predicted model, not a curated record.